Messenger RNA from Cryptococcus wingfieldii CBS 7118, 3063 nucleotides. RefSeq lists its product as hypothetical. The transcript is spliced from 5 exons. Gene Ontology annotation, molecular function: cysteine-type deubiquitinase activity; cysteine-type endopeptidase activity. The coding region runs from base 1 to 3063 and encodes 1020 amino acids. Gene Ontology annotation, biological process: protein deubiquitination. Gene Ontology annotation, cellular component: nucleus; cytosol. NCBI's taxonomy places the organism in Eukaryota, Fungi, Basidiomycota, Tremellomycetes, Tremellales, Cryptococcaceae. The record is from RefSeq and is a predicted model, not a curated record.
AUGUCCUCCCCCUACCCUGCCCCUUCUUCUCCCCUCCAAAACAUUCCAUACCCCUCCAUAAACCCCCCGGUUGCCUACAAUCACGCCCAUCCUUACAGCCACUCUCCCAACAACUACUAUCGUCAGCCAGCCCAUCCCCAACAACAACAGCCAUACUACAAUCGUUAUCCGCAAGAGUAUCCGGGUUAUAAUGGAUACCCUGGAGCCGGGGGUUACGGCUACAUGCCUAUGGGAGCGGGCGGUCCCGGGCCAGCGACCAUGCAGAAUGGUUACGCAGCGUAUGGAGAGUAUGGGAUGGUAUAUGGAGGGUACGGGGGAUAUCCCGAGUAUGCGCCUCCUCCAAUGAGGCAGCAGCAGCAGCCAGGAAAUGGGUCGCCGAUGAACGGGGACGAGGGCAGUGAGCAUUCGAUACCGUUUCCCGAGACACCUGUCCCUCCUGGUUCCACUCCUCAACCGCCCCAGGCGAUACCCAACAUGGGCCCCAUUCCGGCUCAACAGUUCCCUCCCUACCCUGCCAACCAUCCUUACGCUUUCGGCGGAGGCGUAGGCUAUCAGCAACACCCUGCACAUAUACCCACUUUCCGGCCCCAUCCCCAACACCCGCAACAGCCUCCCCACCCCCACCAGGCGCCAUACUACCCUUAUAAUGAGUCUUAUGCGCCCUUACCCUCGGGUCUUGCCCAGGGGCAAGGGCAGGGAGGAGGCAAGCUGAAUCCUGCCGCAGCGGGGUUCAAGUACCAGCGCUUCAACCACAUGAACGGGAAUGGGGAGAGGCAAAUCCGGCCGAACCACCACAACGGACCCACGUUUGGGAAUGCGGGGUUGCCCAAUGGGUACGGGAAAGGCCCAAGACCACCUACUCAGGCGACUCCGUCAGCAUCCCCAGUGGUCACGGCUCCUCCCUCUGAAGUCUCCUCUGCACCUGCACCCCCUUCUGUACCACCCGCCACUUUGCCACCGCCACCCGUAGAAGAAAAAGAAAAAGAAAAGAGCGAGGAGAUCAAGCAGGUUGACGGAGCGCGCACGGACCCCCUUCUUCCACCCGCGGCUUCUUCGGCGACACCCGCUGGGCCCGCUUCCUUGAACUUUCUUACAUCUUCUCUUUCCCCGCCUCCCGCAGAACAAUCCAAGAUGGAAGAGCCCACGCUGGUCGAUGCGAGACCUAGUGUGCAGAGCGAGGGCAAUACCUGGGCGCGAGUGUUGAAGGAUGGGAGCGGCAGGAAAGUGCUCAAGCGGGCCGUGAGGGGAGCAAAGACGGAGACCAAGGCGUUGUGGAGCACGGAGACACAGGGCGAUAGAACACCCGAGCUUUCAUUCGGGGAGAUCGAUCCGGAGAAGAAGGAGGAGGCAGUAAAGGCUGUGCCGGAGGUGAAGACCGAGACAAAGGUUGAGUCAGCCAAGGAGCCGGAGACAGUGGAGGUUGAAGAGGUCGAGGAAAAACCCGUCCAGGCGCCGGCACCUAUCGCGGAGCCCCAGACUAAAACUGUCGAGAAGUCAGAGCCUGAAGUCGCCCCUACUCCUCCUACAGCCGCUACCCCUGCCCCUGCCUCUACUCCCGUUGCCCCUCCCAAGCCCAGAUCUUGGGCUGCACUCCUCCAACCUUCCACACCUUCCGCCUCUACAACACCCUCUAAAACCACUUCCCCGUCCAAAGCUCCUUCGCCUAAUGACGGCCCGGCCCCGGCUGGUCCACAGCCAGCUCAGCCGGCGGCGCCCAAGUUUAGCUAUGCGGGCGCUGCUUCGUCGAGUAUCCCGUCGCCUCACGAGAUGCUUAUCAAACUUUUGAGCGAGGGAGUACCGAGUAAGGGAGGCAAGAGAGAAGGAGCAUUGGUACCGAGAGGUCUUAUCAACACUGGCAACAUGUGCUUUGCCAACACUAUCCUGCAAGUCUUGGUCUAUUGCCCACCAUUUACCGAGCUGUUUGAAGAAUUCGGCAAAAGACUUCAGGCAGAUCUGGCGAGGAAGACACCUUUGCUGGAAGCUAUGAUCGUCUUCCUUCGAGAGUUCCUUGUGGCCCCCACUCCCGCGGACGCGCCCAAGCCCAAGGGUAAGGGCAAGGAGAUGAACAAGCAGAAGGAGGCAUUCAUUCCCGAGAACGUUUACGAUGCUAUGAAGGAGAACAAGAGGUUUGAUACCAUGCGACGUGGUCACCAAGAAGACGCCGAAGAAUACCUCGGCUUCUUCCUCGACACUAUUCACGAGGAGAUCCUCUACCUCCUCUCCCGUGCCCAACCGCCCAAGCCGACUUCCCCUGCUGCCAACGAAGAGGUCGAGCAGGCCACAAGCCCUCUUGGUGAAGGCGUCGACGGCUGGCUCGAGGUUGGCAAGAAGCAAAAGACACAUGUUGUCCGCAACACUGGGUCGAAGGAUUCGGCGGUCUCCAGAUUGUUUGGCGGCAAGCUGCGAUCUGUGCUGCAUACUCCUGGGCAGAAAGACAGUGUAACUGUCGAGCCCUACCAACCCCUGCAGCUCGAUAUCCAGGCCCCCCAAAUAACAUCCAUCAACGACGCUCUCCUCGCACUCUCAACCCCGGAGAUCGUCCCCGGUGUUUGGAGCGCGAGCAGGAAGGAGAACGUGGAUGCGACCAAGACGGUGUAUGUAGAGGAGUGGCCGAGAGUAUUGAUCUGCCAUUUGAAGAGGUUUGUGUAUGAUGCAAAGGAGGGCGGUGUCGUGAAGCGAGGAAAGGCGGUGGCCUAUGGAAGCGAGUUGGUUGUUCCCCAGGAAAUAAUAUCCCCAUCCAAACGAUCACCUACCCCCACAAAGUACGCCCUCUUCGGUGUCGUCUACCACCACGGCUCCUCGGCAUCUGGCGGUCAUUACACCGUUGCCGUUUCCAAACCGCCAGCCCCUCCCGCACCUGUCCCACAAUCUGCCAUUCCAGGUCAGAUCCCUGCGCAGAAGAAGGACGAGCGACCGUGGAUCCACUUUGACGAUGAGCAAGUGAGGGAAGUGAAGGAGGAAGAGGUCGUCGUCAGUAAGGAUGAAGUGGAGGAGGGAAGGUGUGGGCUUGUGGGCGGAAGGGAAAAGUGUGCUUAUCUCCUCUUCUACCGAAGAAUCCAAUAA